Molecule: messenger RNA, 2397 nt
Organism: Parascedosporium putredinis
Lineage: Eukaryota; Fungi; Ascomycota; Sordariomycetes; Microascales; Microascaceae
Source: the annotation of a GenBank genome assembly
AUGGACCACCACCCAAGCACUCCGACCCGACCACCCGACUAUGCUCUGCCGGGAUACGAUGAUGACGAAAUUCCUAGCCAUGGCGCCGCUGUAAGGCUUUUGACCAGCAUGGAUGAUCCCCUUGACCAUAGACACGUCCAAUACGAGCCAUCUGACCUCAACGGCUCCCCGCGCCCCGGAACCCCUUCGUCGAGAACUUCCGCCGCGUUCGCUGAUGACGCCACCGUAUCCAUCCCUCUCGAUGAUCACGAUGACGAUGUCUUUGGUCCUGAGACAGACUACGUCGAGUCGCGGCACCCGGAUCGGGAUUCUUACGGGAUGCGCUCCGAAGUUACUCUCGGCGAGAUGGAUCACGAAGAUGAUGAGUACGACGAGAAGAUGGGACAUUAUGGACCAGCUCCAGAGGGAGAGCAGGAACGCCGAGGUGUCAGGGCACCUCAAACAUCGAGGAAGGAGGUUCAACUUAUCAACGGCGAGCUCGUACUUGAGUGCAAGAUCCCUACCAUUCUUUACAGCUUUCUUCCCCGGCGUGAUGAGAUUGAGUUUACUCAUAUGAGAUAUACUGCCGUUACGUGCGAUCCCGACGACUUUGUUGAGCGCGGAUAUAAGCUUAGGCAGAAUAUCGGCCGUACUACCCGCGAAACGGAGGUUUUCAUCUGUAUCACCAUGUACAACGAGGACGAGUUCGGCUUCACGCGUACAAUGCAUGCCGUCAUGAAGAACAUUGCGCAUUUCUGCAGCCGCUCGAAAUCGAGGACUUGGGGCGAGAACGGGUGGCAGAAGAUUGUCGUCUGCAUUGUGUCAGACGGCCGAGAAAAGAUUCAUCCGCGCACGCUUGACUGUCUGGCUGCCAUGGGCGUGUACCAGCAUGGAAUCGCCAAGAACUACGUCAACCAGAAGGCCGUACAAGCCCACGUUUACGAGUACACAACGCAGGUUUCGCUCGACUCUGACCUCAAGUUCAAGGGCGCGGAGAAGGGUAUCGUUCCAUGCCAGAUGAUCUUUUGCCUCAAGGAAAAGAACCAGAGGAAACUCAACUCGCAUCGGUGGUUUUUCAACGCCUUUGGAAAGGCGCUUAAUCCUAAUGUUUGCAUUCUUCUCGAUGUCGGAACUCGACCUGGCACCAACUCUUUGUAUCACCUUUGGAAGGCUUUCGAUACCGAUUCCAACGUCGCCGGCGCAUGCGGCGAGAUCAAGGCAAUGAAGGGGCGGUUUGGUGGCAACCUGCUCAACCCCUAUGCCUAUCGAUACCAUGCACUGCAAAACGAUGAGACGGGCCAUGGCCCACUUAGCCAGUACUUUAAGGGCGAAACCCUUCACGGGCAACAUGCUGAUGUCUUCACGGCUAACAUGUACCUGGCCGAGGAUCGAAUUCUCUGCUGGGAGUUAGUCGCUAAGCGGCAGGAGCGGUGGGUGUUGAGAUAUGUCAAGAGCUGCACAGGCGAAACGGAUGUGCCCGAUACGGUACCGGAGUUCAUCUCCCAACGUCGACGAUGGCUAAACGGUGCCUUCUUCGCCGCGGUGUAUUCGCUGGUGCACUUCAGACAGAUUUGGGGCACCGAUCACACGAUAGCGCGGAAAAUCUUACUCCACGUUGAAUUCAUCUACCAGUUUCUGCAGCUUAUCUUCACCUUCUUCUCGCUAGCCAAUUUCUACCUUGCCUUCUAUUUCAUCGCUGGUGGCCUCGCUGAUCCGGUAGUGGACCCUUUUGGACAUGGGAUCGCAAAGUAUAUUUACACAAUCCUGCGCUAUGUCUGCGUCCUUCUCAUUGCAACGCAGUUUAUUCUCUCGCUUGGCAAUCGGCCGCAGGGCGCGAAGAAACUGUAUCUGUCGAGUAUGAUUAUAUACUGCGUCAUCAUGGUGUAUACAACCUUUGGCUGCAUCUACAUCAUCAUUCGUCAGCUCACUAGGAAGGAGACUGGCCCUGAUGGCGAAGAGAUAGGACUCCAGCUCGGGAGCAACGUCUUCACCAAUCUCGUUGUUUCCAUCGCCUCGACCAUGGGACUCUACUUCCUCAUGUCGUUCCUUUACCUCGACCCCUGGCACAUGUUCACCUCAUCCGGAUACGACGAAGCCCUCCGCAAUCUCCGCGACCGACUUGAGGUUGCGCAGACUCCCAUCUCUGAAGCGCAGCUCCAGGAAGACUACUAUAAGAGCGUACGGACAUACAUGGUUGUUACGUGGAUGGUUGCCAACGCCAUCCUCGCUAUGGCUGUAUCAGAGGCGUACUCGGGCCACACUCUCGGAGACAACUUCUACGUCCGUCUUCUUCUAUGGAGCGUGGCAAGCUUGGCGCUUUUCAGGGCAUUGGGCAGUACAACCUUUGCCAUCAUCAACGCAAUCAACACUAUCGUGGAAGGUAGAGUGAGGAUGAGCCUGAAAGUACCGGAGCAGUAG